CGCGUUGCUGGGAGACGGGCGAGGAUGGGAGGUGACGUCAGAGGGUAGCUGCUGCUGCUAGGAGGAGGAGGAGGAGCAGCAGCAGGUCGGUGGCGGUGGUGUCGAUCAUCAGAGCCGGAGCCAUGGGGUCCGCUUCAGAAGAGGAAACUCGCCAGCGGCUGCUGAGAAGCGUCAAGAAAGAGGUGAAGCAAAUCAUGGAGGAGGCGGUAACUCGGAAGUUUGUGCAUGAAGACAGCAGCCACAUCAUCUCGCUGUGCGGCGCGGUGGAGGGCUGCCUCCUGCACGGCCUGCGCCGCCGCGCCGCCGGCUUCCUGCGCAGCGACAAGACGGCCGCGCUCUUCACCAAGCUGGGCAAGGUCUUCCCGCCGGCGGCCGAGCUGUGCCGCAAGGUGCACGAGGUGGAGUCGCGAAACGACAGGUGCGGGUGCGGCAUCGCGCCCACGGGUGCGACGUGGGUACCGGCUGUCCUGUGGGUACUGGUAACCAGGAGAGGCCACCAGUCCCUGAGCCAGGACAGCUCGAAGAAGGGAGGGGGGCUCGGCAAGGGCGGUGGCGGGGGGGGUCUCUCCCCGACGACGGUGAAGCACGUGUGGGUACGCACGGCGCUGUUCGAGCGCGUGCUGGACAAGAUCGCGCAGUACCUGGUGGACAACGCGUGCAAGUACUACGAGAAGGAGGCGCUGCUCAUGGACCCUGUUGACGGAGCCAUCCUCGCCUCGCUGCUCGUGGGGCCGUGCGCGCUCGAGUACACCAAGAUGAAGACCGCCGACCACUUCUGGACAGACCCGUCGGCCGACGAGCUGGUGCAGAGGCACCGCAUCCACAGCGGGCACAGCCGCGCCGAGUCGCCCUCCAAGCGCCCGGCACUCAACAUCAGCCUCACCGAGCAAAUCCGCAAGCGGCACUCGAGCGGCAGCGUGUCGGACGAGCGCGCCACGCUGCUGUCGGCGCGGGACUACGUCGAGUCGCUCCACCAGAACUCGCGCGCGACCCUCCUCUACGGCAAGAACAACGUCCUCGUGCAGCCCAAGGAGGACACCGAGGUGAUCCCGGGCUACCUUUCCCUUCACCAAACGGCGGAGAACCUCACCCUCAAGUGGACGCCCAACCAGCUGAUGAACGGCUCGCUGGGAGACGGGGAGCUCGAGAAGAGCCCCGCCGUGGGUCCCCCCGGGAGCGUGCCGCUGGACAAGAGCCCUUGCCAGAAACUUGUGUACUGGGACUAUGCCAUCACCGUUCACAUGGAGGAUAUCGUGUAUCUGCACUGCCACCAGCAGCCCGACAACGGCGGCACGGUGGUGCUGGUGAGCCAGGACGGCGUGCAGAGACCCCCGCUGCACUUCCCGCAGGGCGGCCACCUCCUGGCCUUCCUCUCUUGCAUGGAGAACGGCCUCCUGCCCCGCGGGCAACUCGACCCGCCGCUCUGGUCGCAGCGUGGCAAGGGCAAGGUGUUCCCCAAGCUGAAGCGGCGAUCGUGCCGCGGCCGCCCGCCCGACGGGGAAGGCGAGGACGAGGCCACAGACUACGUCUUCCGCAUCACCUACCCGAGCAUGCGCAACGAGAACGUGCCCCCUGACCUCCUGGAGCUGCAGGGGGGCAGCAUGCACGCCGUGUUGUCGUGGCAACUGGAGGGGUCGACUCGGCGGGGGUCGUGUUCGUGUUCUCCGGCCGCCACUCCCCCCGACGCUCGCUCCUCCUCGCUCAUCACCUGCGCUCAUGACAGGGCCCCGCUGAAGCUGCUGUGCGAGACCAUGAAGAGGCAGAUCCUCUCGCGGGCGUUCUACGGAUGGCUGGCCUACUGCCGCCACCUUUCCACGGUGCGCACGCACCUGUCGGCGCUCAUCAACCACGACAUGAUCCCGGCGGCGGGCGCCCGGGAGGGACUCACGCCUCUCGUGUGGCAGCAGUACAUGUCCGACAGCAAGAGCAUCAGCGAGGAGGAGCUCCUGCGCCUGGUUUACUACGGCGGAGUGGACCACAGCCUGCGUCACCAGGUGUGGCCCUACCUGCUCGGCCACUACAAGUUCGGGAUGACGGAGCGCGAGCGGAGAGAGACGGACGAGGUGACGCGGGCGCUCUACGAGCACACGAUGGCGGAGUGGCUGGCGUGCGAGGCGAUCGUGCGGCAGCGCGAGCGCGAGUCGCACGCGGCCGCCCUGGCCAAGCUCAGCUCCGGCAGCAGCAUCGACAGCCACGUGCGCCAGCUCAUCCACCGCGACUCGAGCAUCAGCAACGAGGUGUUUGAGUCGGUGGACGAGGUGGAGGGCUCGGCGGGCCGCGACGCCGUCGCCGCCGCCGCCGCCGGCACGAAGGCGGGCGGCGCGGUGAAGCUCGGCGUGAAGCGGGUGCCGGACUCGCCGGACUCGGGCCUCCCGUCCUCGCGCAACUUCUCGCUCGCGUCGUCGUCCCGCGGCACCACGGCCGGCAGCUUCAGCCUGGACGAGAACGGCACCGAGAGCGGCGGCGGCGGCGGCGGAGGGGGAGGAGGAAGCCGGGACCCGGCCGCCGACAAAGACAAGGAGCCUGCGCCCGACCGUGCCGACGGCGCGGGGAGCGGCGGAGACGGACGGCAGCGCGAGGGAGCGAAGAUGGAGACGGAGGAGGAGGAGGCGGAGGCGGCCGCUCGCGAUGACGACGAGAGCGCGGUGGAAGCGGCGGGCGAGGCCGAGGCGGCCGACGGAGGCGCCGCUUCGCUCCGAGCAGGGGACGGCGCCGGCGUGGACCGAGAGGAAGCGGCGCCGAAGACGCCGGGGGGAGCGAGCGGCGAGACCGCCGGCGCCGGCGGUCUCGCGCUCCUCGACGGUAACGUAGCGGGAUGGGACGAGUCGAGGGACAUCGAGGACAUCAUCAUGGAGGCGAUGACUGAAGAGGUAGAAGAAGAAGAAGCAGACGGCGUCGGUGCGGUGGAAGCAGGGAACGGCGGCGGCGGCGGAACGUUGGCGGAGCGUGAUGCGGCGGCGAAGGCCGUCGCGGGAGCCUCCGAGUUGGCGGCAGCGGCGGACAAAACGACGGCGGAGGACACCGAGGAGCUUGCGUCGACGGGCGCGGCCCCGGCCGGCGACGCCGUGAACCGGGCCGCAGGCCGGGAGGGAUCGGGCGGCGAGGAGCAGAGAGCGAGGGGCCUCGGUGAGGUCCCGCGUCUGCAGAGGCAGGUGUCCCAGGGCGAGGAGGAGGAGGAGGAGGAGGGACGGGAGGAGCCGCAGGAUGACGCGUUCACCCGUGACCUCGUCGUGGUGGAAUUGGUCGCGGGGGAGGCCGGGGGUUCGUCGACGCCGCCGGCGACGGGAGAGGCCGUGGCGGCGCCGGCGGCGGCGGCGGCCACGAGCGCCUCGACGUCCAACAACCUGGACGCGCCGGGCGUGCUGCCGUGCGAUGCCGUGUCACCGGCGUCGUCCACGGGCGCCACAUACACGACGGAGCUGCUGGACACGUACGCGCUGAACCUGCACCGCAUUGAGAAGGACGUGCAGCGCUGUGACCGCAACUUCUGGUACUUCACGGCCACCAACCUCGACAAGCUCCGCAACAUCAUGUGCAGCUACGUGUGGGAGCACCUGGAGGUGGGCUACGUGCAGGGCAUGUGCGACAUCCUCGCGCCGCUGCUCGUCAUCCUGGACGACGAGGCGCUGGCUUACAGCUGCUUCACGGAGAUGAUGAAGAGGAUGACGCUCAACUUCCCGCACGGCGGCGUCAUGGACACGCACUUCGCCAACAUGAGGUCUCUCAUCCAGAUCCUGGACCCCGAGAUGUUCGAGCUGAUGGUGCAGAACGGAGACUACACGCACUUCUAUUUCUGCUACCGCUGGUUCCUGCUCGACUUCAAACGCGAGCUGCUGUACGACGACGUGUUCGCCGUGUGGGAGGUGAUCUGGGCGGCGCGCCGCGUCUCCUCCGCUCACUUCGUGCUCUUCAUCGCGCUGGCCAUGGUGCAGCUGUACCGUGACAUCAUCCUGCACAACAGCAUGGACUUCACCGACAUCAUCAAGUUCUUCAACGAAAUGGCCGAGCACCACGACGCGCAGGUGGUGCUCAGGAUCGCGCGCGACCUCGUCAACCAGGUGCAGACGCUGGUCGUCAACAAGUGACCCGGUGACCUCCCGACCUGGCGACACCCGCGGAGCUGAAGUGUGGGUAGUGGUGGGGUGUGGGGUGUGGGGGGCGGUGCACCGUCCAGUCCCCAUCCCCCCCUCUAAGGCUCUAAGUUUGUGCACCCCGGCGGUACGGGAUGGGACUGCGUGUGUGCGUACGUGCACGUGCACGCGUGCGUGUGUACGUGUGGCUGAGCAGUGCGUGCGUGUGUACGUGUGGCUGAGCAGUGUGUGUGUGUGUGUACGUGUGGCUCAGCAGUGUGUACGUGUGGCUGAGCAGUGCGUGCGUGUGUACGUGUGGCUCAGCAGUGCGUACGUGUGUGUGUUGUGCCCUGCAGUGUUCGGGUCAGAUUUCCCGACGUAUUUAUUAAUUUUCGUUGUAAUUCCACUUUUUUCAAACCCCCAUGAAAGAAAGUGGAGAGAGGGGGGGGGGCGGUGGGGAACAGAAAAAAACACAAAAACAAGCUGUGAGUUUGCCGUGAUUGAAUGUAUUUUAUGUAAAUUAUAACCAGUUGUCAAUUACUUAUAUAAAUGUUGAUAAAUACUAUAUAUAAUACAAUAUAUAUGGCAUAUUUAUUUUUCAAAAUAAUUCAAAGUGCUUUAUUAGGUUAUUGUACAUUGUUAGAAGAGUGGAGUUUGAGUUUUAGAUUUUUAAAUAAUGCUUUGAUGACAAGGUCGUUGAAUGUCCCUAGCCAGUACGCAUAUUGUAACCUGCGGCUCGUUCGGCUCACUAUGGCUUUCGGUGUUCGAGUCCCGGUGAUUACGCUUGUGAUCGCGCGGUGGCGCUCAGUGACAACAGCUUGUACGAGCCAAAACGCCCCACGGCCAAUAAUGACUCACAGCAGCGACCGACAGGCCCAUCACGUCGGCACCCCAAGCACUCGACGUCGGGUGACAGUCGGGAGGCUCCGCUCGCCGGAGGGAACGGAUUUUCACAAACGAGGCGCCUCAACUGACCCCGGUAACCGAUUCGCGCGGAGCCGAUCGGAGCGUAGCUGCGGUGACGAACGCGGCCGCCCUCCGAGUCACCGCUGUGCCACCAACGCACACGCAGAGUCCCUUUUGGCGCUUGCGGAUCUUGGUAUUUGCGAGCAUACGCGCAAGGCCUAUAUUUGCAUCUGUCCACUGCCGAACGAGGGCCUCCUCUGUGCCGCAUGCCUCGUGGCUGGUUAUUUGACCGUACUUCACCGCGCCGGUUCGCGCGGGUCCGGUGAUGGCGUGGAGCACGGACAUUGGCGCGUCGUUGGACGGUACGGAAAUGGAUAGUUGCCGUGCUGCCCUCUGCUGCCUGUAGCCGACGUAGUCUGUGACCCAACUCACACGGAAUGGUCUUGGAAACGAGCCGGGAUAGUGCUUGGAUUGGGCGACCGCCGUGCCACGGAACAGUUGCUGUGGCGCUACGUGCGUCGGGUAUAUUAGUGGGUGCGAAAUUAAACGAUGCGUGAUGAAAACCGGAGGCUCGGUUGGUGUCAGGUGUUGGCUUACGAUCGAAGUUUGGUGGCUGCAAAAAAAAAACGUUUGCAGAACAGCGGUGAAGACGCAACGCUGCGUGGAUUUAAACAACAAAACCGUGUCGCCCUUCACCAGUCCUGAUACCCGGCCCACAUGUUUUGGUGCAAACCUCAUUUGCAGUCCCGUAAUUAAAUUAGGAAUGCCGAUGUUUCGGAAUAAUAAUAAAAGAAGUUGGUAAUUAUAGUGAUUUGUAUUUUGGUCAAAUUGCAACUGCUCUGAUAAAUUGCUGCUGGUAAAAACAAUUGUUUAUCUUUGCCGCAAAUUUAAUUAAUUACGGUUAUAUUGACUCUCCGAGCUGCAGUAAUGACGAGCCUAAUUGUGAAUUAUCCACAGUCCCGUGCCACUUCCAGUUACCGCCACCAGCAGCGUCUCUUGAGCUGCAUCUGUGGCCGAGCUGGGAGCUGUGCGUCGAGCCCUGCCAUGGGUGACCUGACCCUGGCAUGACCCCUGACCCUGGCAUGACCCCUGAUCCGUGGCGUGGCCCCGCAAGGGCCCGCGUGCGACGUGGUGGAUGGGGGGGGGGGUCCUGCUGUGAAUCUCUAAACCUCGACGAGGCAUUACAACCGCAUUACAAUCAAAAUUGUGUCGACCUUGAAGGCUGUCCUAUCGUCGCGUCAUUAUUAUCGUCGCCCGUUGUCGUCCUUCGACUGAAUACUUCGAUCCAAAGCAGAUGAUAUUUUUUUUUUAAAGUGGAACGUUGUUCAAAACAUAAACCAUUGCCGCCCCGCUGGCACGAAAGCUCCGUGGGGACGAGACUGGGACGAUGACGCGCCGCCCGGGGUCACUUGGGCCCCGACAGCCGCGCUUCGCUUCCCGCGGUGGCCCAGGGUCGUGCGCUGCCCCCCCCCCCCCACCGCCGUUCAGUAGGCCAGCUGCAGCACAGGUGUAAGGCUUCUCCACUGCUAGCCGUGACGGUAGCGGGCACACGUCCACCCGGUGUUGAGCUGCGAUGAGAAUCCUCCCUGGGCUUGCUUGGAUCCUCGCUCCUUCACGAGGCCGCCGUGUUACACCCCCCCCCAGCCCCCGUGAUUCUGUCCGACACCUUAGCGAGCCCCAGCUUUUCUGCUGUCGUGGGGUUCACGUUGAGGUUACAAUGGGCGGGGUGGUUCCAGAGCCCCUGAAAGGGAGCUGCUGCUGUUGCUGCCCACUGCUGCCGUCAGCGGCGGGUGCUGCUGCUGCUGCCGCUACGGCUUCUGCUUAUUGACGCUCCGUGCGGCAUGGUGUUUGUGCGGUGAAUUAAUACACCGGUAUCAUCGUUACAGGCAGUGGCCGUGAGCGUGUGUAACUUGUGGAUACCGUGACUAGUGUGUGUGUGUGAGCGUGGGUACUUGUGGAUACCGUGAGCAGUGUGUGUUGAGUGUGUGCUGUUUUUUUUAAUUUGUAACUCAUUCCAUCAGCUUCGGUCACGCGUUGAAUUCGUCGCCGCCGCAGACGAACGUGGCGAUAUCUCUCUCUCUCUCCCCGAUUUCAUUCUCCGCGCGUCCAGUGUCGUGUUUGUGCGACUCGAGAUUGUUGCCCUCGCCAGCGUGAGAUCUGUGGGAUACUUACCGUGACGUCUCCUCCUCGUUCCGCUCUUCCUCCUCCUCCCAGCGAUCUCUCCUCCUCUCUCCUCCCUCCCUCCCCUCUUCGUGUCGUUUUGUCAAUGCUGUACUCAACCAAACCUGAAGCAGUGUCUCUUGUUUUGUUAAUUAUAAUACAGAUGACUGUAUGUACACUCC
Messenger RNA from Petromyzon marinus (sea lamprey), 7318 nucleotides. RefSeq names its product small G protein signaling modulator 2-like. The record is from RefSeq and is a predicted model, not a curated record. Lineage: Eukaryota; Metazoa; Chordata; Hyperoartia; Petromyzontiformes; Petromyzontidae. Gene Ontology annotation, molecular function: GTPase activator activity. Gene Ontology annotation, biological process: activation of GTPase activity.